Molecule: messenger RNA, 2120 nt
Organism: Felis catus (domestic cat)
Lineage: Eukaryota; Metazoa; Chordata; Mammalia; Carnivora; Felidae
Gene: LDLRAD2
Product: low density lipoprotein receptor class A domain containing 2
Exons: 4
Coding region: 741-1592 (283 amino acids)
Molecular function (GO): protein binding
Source: RefSeq, a predicted model, not a curated record
UUUAGUCGGGGCCAAUGGAUUAUAUACACAAGAUAUAAGUAAGCCAAAUAAUUCAAGGGAGUGCUGAGAUAAUAAAGGUGGGGAGAUGUGACUGAGUGAUAAGGAGGGAGAACACUAAUUCAGAUUGAGACCUGGUCUAGGAAGUGUGGUCUCAGGAGGUGACAUCUGAGCUGACACGUGAGUGACCUGAAGAAGCCAGCCAUGGAAUGCUAUGGCAGAAGAGCAUUCCAGGUGGGAGGGAACUGUGAGUGCAAAGGCCCUGAGGUAGAAAUACUUUUUGGUAAUAGAAUGAACUCCUUCAUCAUUUGCUGCCUUUUUAGAGCCCUCAGAGUGGCCCUUGGAUGUCCUGGGCUUCUCUCAAGCUCGGCCCUAAGAUGCCGACUUGUCCAGAGAGCAGUAGGUCUCUGAGGCUGUGGGUGCCCCUCCCAGAAGCCUUGUGGCUGAACCGGAUCUGAGUUUCCUGGUUCCCAUCUGGCAUGGGGUAAGCAGACAUCUUCCCCGCCUUCUUUCCCCAGGCUCCAGCCUCAGCCCCAAAUCUCCAUGGCAACUCCGGACACAAUCCUGAUCUGAAGAAGGAUCUAGAGCACAAAGAUCACUGUGAAGGGACCAGAGAGCUGGUGGACUUACCUCCCCUUGCUCCUCGUGUCCUGCCAGCCAGGUCCCCACAACCUGGUCUCCCCAAAGACCCCAAACCGAAAAUUCUGCAGGUCUGCCCCACUGCUGGGCACAGCAGGGCCUGGAUGAAGGCCUGCCUCCCGCAGCUGCCCCAAAGGCUGCUCCUGUUGGGGGCAGCUGCCCUGGCUGCAUCUGCUCUGGAGACAGCCGACCUGGUGGACCUCUGCGGGCAGACGUGGCAGGGGGACGGGCUGCUGCUGCGCUCGCACGCCGCCUCGCGCAGGUUCUACUUCGUGGCCCCGGAUACCGACUGCGGGCUCUGGAUGCGGGCGGCGGCCCCCGGCGACAGGAUCCGCUUCCAGUUCCGCUUCUUCCUGGUCUACAGCUUGGCCGCGGCGCCGCGGACGCCCCCGGGGCCUCCGGCGCCCAACGCCUCCUCCCCGGAGCCCGCCGACCCGUGCGCCCCCGGGUCCUACCUGCAGUUCUACGAGGGCCCGCCGGGGGCGCCCCGGGCGCUGGGGGCCCCUCUCUGCGGCCUGACCAUCCCCGCCCCGGUGGCGUCCUCCGGGCCCUUCCUGGGCCUCCGCCUGCUCACCAGAGGCCGCCAGCCCCGCGUGGACUUCGUGGGCGAAGUCACCUCUUUCCGGUUGGGAUCCUGUGGUGCCUACUUCCGCUGUCGGACCGGCAGGUGCAUCCCGUGGAGCCUGGUGUGCGAUCGCUGGGGUGUGGACAACUGUGGCGAUGGUAGUGACCAGGCAUCCUGGCCACCGGCCGACUGCAGAGGUCCCUCUCUGGUGCCCAGCCAGGCGAGGGCUACAGAUGGCCAUACCUCCCAGCCCCUGACGCCCUCCCCAGCUCUCAGGUCUGCAGGCCCCCUCCAGAUGGCGGCCGAGAGGAGCCCCCUGGCAGGCCGGGCCCUCGAAGAGGGGGAUACGGCAGCUCCUCCGGGAGGUAUGCAGCUCUUGGUUCCCACCUGAUCCCAUUCCUCCCACCAAGGUCACACUUGUCCCUCUCUAGGUGACAGGGAUAGGGCAGCAGGCCCAGGCUGAAGCCUGAGUGGACUCUCCCUUUCCUUCUGCAGGUCCCCGGCUCCGGGGCGUGGCACCGGUCCCUUCGCUGGUCCUAGCCUCCACUGGCCUCCUUGUGGGCCUCGCCUGGUGCUGCUGCUUCUCCAGCUGGCUGGCCUGGCGGGCUGGUGCCCGUGGCCUCUGUCCCAGCUGCACCAUCUGUCACACGUGUCCUGGCCAGGUGGCUCCCGGGGGGCCGCAGCCGAGCAGGCCGACCUUCCAGGGGCGGGGAGGACGUCCCUAGAGGCUGUGGCUUCAGAGAAAAGAGAGCCGGCUCUGGGCUCAGACGGACCUAGGGUUCUACCCCAUCCCCAGGAGGGCCGUCUGACCUUGGGCAGGUUGCCUAACCCUCAGACUCAGGCUGCUCCUCUGGAAAAUGGGAGGAUUCCUGCCUCACAUGGUUGUUGUGAGGAGCUAUCGGCGGGCCCUCUGCUGGAU